This is a messenger RNA of Ostrinia furnacalis (Asian corn borer), 754 nucleotides long. RefSeq lists its product as uncharacterized. The record is from RefSeq and is a predicted model, not a curated record. Bases 1 to 708 code for a protein of 235 amino acids. NCBI's taxonomy places the organism in Eukaryota, Metazoa, Arthropoda, Insecta, Lepidoptera, Crambidae. The transcript has 5 exons.
AUGGGUCUCCUAGCCAUAUUGGGCUUGCUGCUGGUAAUCACAAAGUCAUCUAUGGAAAUAUCUUCAGAAUAUUUAGAAAAUGAUAAUGAUAAUCGUUUAAUAAAUAACGUGAGAAUACACAAGCGUGAAGCUAAACCGUCUAGACGUAAAAACAAUGAGUCAGAUAAUAAAGACUUUAUAGAAGAAAAACUCGUCGCCCAUGGUCAAGCUUUGGAGCACCUAGUAACAAUGGUUCAGAAGAAUGAGGAGCUAACGAGAAAAUUGGUUGAAAAACUUAGCGCCCUAAAAACCGUUGAAGAACCAGAAAUGCCAGAGAAAGUGGAGGUACAUAACACUAGACGUAGUUAUGUUGUUGAUGAUGACGAACAAAAACAAAAUGUAGCAGAAAAUCCUUUUACCCGACUUGCCAGAAAUUUGCCUAAGUACGGAUUGCUGCUAAAAGAUCUAGUGCUAGCCAGAGAUGCAUCGGCCGAUCCGCUUUCCGGUCGUCGCUCGUUCGGGAAAGUGGAUACGCCCGUUAUCAGAGGUGAAACUGGCAAUCAGUGGUGUAUAGCUGCCUUUCUUUGCCGCAGUGACAAUGACAAAGUCUGUGGUUUCGAUAGUAGCUACGGCUAUGGAAGGUUUAAGGACAUUUGCCACAUGUUUGAUGUUAACUGCUACUGGAAAUACAAUUUCCUUCUUUCACAUGCAUGCGAUCAAUUUUUUUAAUGAUUGAACCGAUAACAUUAAAUUUACUAACCAUAUCUAAAUAACG